GGACCUUGGACCUUCACACACUCAAGCAGUCGUGAAGCAGAAGGAAGGGCUUACAUUGUACAAAUUGGGACGCUCCUUUAAGACGGAGCAUUUCGACGGCACUGAUGGCUACGAAGCAUCGGCAACAACUCAGCUCAAAAGGGCCCAGGGACACUGCAGAGUUAACUAUGAAAUUUGAAUUUAACCCCAGAGAUGGGAUCGAUAACCCAGCCCUGUCACUGGCAGAGGAUUCUGAGCCAGAGGGAGGGGCUCAGGUGCGCUUCUGCUUCCUGAAGAAAGAGGAUGGGGAGAGCUUUGGGUUCUGGCUACGGCAGGAGGCGGGCAGCAACGGGCACAUCGUGCGACAGGUGACGCCGGGGGGUCUGGCUCACCGCAGAGGCCUGCAAGAUGGAGACCGGAUCUUAGAGGUGAACGGGGCUUAUGUCGAAGGCCUGGAGCACUUCAGGGUGGUUUGGAAGAUCAAGAGCAGCGGGAAGCAAGUCUCUCUCACCGUCCUGGAUGGGACAUCCUAUGAGUUGGCAAAAGCCCUCGACCGGGACCUUGGCCAGCUCUUGCCCCAUCACAACAGGCCACAGCUGUGCUGCGUCAACAAGGACCAAAGUGGUUUUGGCUUCAGCGUUUCAGCUCCAGAAGGUGUGAAGGGCACAUUCCGACUCUCUGUGCCAAAGGACGGGCCAGCUCACAAGGCAGGGGUGCCAGAUGGUUCAUGGCUCCUGGAGCUCAACGGUGCUUGUGUGGAGAGUUGGACUUUUGCACAGCUUCACAAAAAGAUCAAGCACAGCAGCAACCCAAUGGGGCUGCUGGUGAUCGACGCCAAAUCAGAGGAGUUUUAUCGGCAACGCGGCGUUAAGGUCACAGCCGCUAUGGCUGACGCUUCCUGGGUUCCUUUCGAGGUGAGGAAGCUGCAGAUGGUGAGAGGCCAAGAUGGCUACGGCUUCUUGUUGAAAGAAGAAAAACGUUGCUCGGGAGAAAGAGGUCAGUUUCUGAGGGAGGUCGAAUCCGGCUUGCCAGCUGAGAAGGCAGGGAUGAGAGACGGCGACCGUCUCCUGGCUGUGAACGGCGAGGGCACUGAGGACCUGGACCACCAGGAGGUGGUGCUGAGGAUACGUGCCGACAGCAGCCGGGUGGCCCUGUUAGUUAUUGACGCAGAAGGAAGCAAGUUCUAUGACUUGGUUGGGUUAUCACCUCUCCUUUUCUAUGAUGACCAUGAGCCCCCAUCGGGCUUGCACGUCAUCCCCCCUCGCCCAGCAUGCCCCAGGAGAAAUAGCAACGCUGCCUUCACACCCUGCCUCUGUCACCUCAGAGCAGACCUCCAUGAGAACAGACUGCAUCCGGAGCAGUCUGGCAGCAGCUCGACAGCCUUCGCAAAAGAGGGCCAAGACGCAUUGAGCCACGCAUUCUAGAAGCUGCCAGGCCAUUAUCACCGAGCACAAUUUCAGCCUGGCUCUGCAGGGAGCUGAACUCCUGUUUGUGGCAGAAGUGAGCACAGUUGCACAGAUGCUAGCGCUGCAGUUUGAGCCUCUCUCCCUCAUGGCCUGGCUUUUCCCUGUCGCACCACUGCCUUGUUGAGCAAUCUGUUUCUCCAACCCCUGAAAAUGCUUCCUGUGGAUUUGGGCAAGCGGGCUGCGGUCUCGAAGCAAGGCAUGCCGAUCAGAGGAAGAAGCUCUGGGACACCUCUGAACCCCACAAAAAUCAAACAAGAGACUGUGUUUUUUUCCUGCUUUGGGGUGUGACUUUGUGAGCAGAAGAGGCUGGAAGAUUCGUGUUAAAAUUAACCUCUGUUUGGAAUGACUGCUGCUAAGGGUAGACCUUCCCCCACUACAUCAGAAAAGGUUAGUGACAGAAAGGCACUCUGCAGGCGCUCAGACACACUCUUUAUUUUUCCUACACAUGUUUGGGGGCUGAUAGCAGCUUAAUUCACAAUAUCAAACUGAGUUGAGGAUUAGGUAGGAGGUGGGAGGCACAUGCUCUGAUGACCUCUUCCUUCAGAUGUACAAUGGAUUAAGACCAAAGUCCUUCAGCUGGUGCUUAUAGUCCAUAUGGAUGACAGUAGCCUCCUUCUCCCAAGUGAGCUUGGCACUUUGCAAUUUAGAGAGGACGCAGUCCAGGCUACCCUGCAGAAAGGAGAAGUUAGAGGCAGGAUGAGGGGUGCGUGUGGCACCAAGGGAUGGAGACCAAAAGUGUGGCAUCCUUCUAGUUCUAUAGCUGCACACGACUUUACAGCUGCUGCUGCAGAACAGCGAGAACAUAAGAAUAUGUACCCAAGAACUUCAUGUUUGGACACAACAACACUCAGAAUGCUGGAAGCAAGCUUCUGAGUUGCACAGAACACUUCAUCGGGCAUGUUUCAGAGCAAACCAUUAUUAUUUUUUAACAUUUUAUUUCUAAAAGCUGACUCUAUUUCAAUAGCUGGUAACAGAUCAAAGAGGCACUACCCUACAGCCUCUGUGUUUGAAAGCAGGCCAUGAGCCACAGAAGGGGUGCAUGGCACCUAGAGACUCACACCUGUGGGAAUAAGACACCCCCUCUCCCCAAGCUUUAGAUAAUGGCCCACAUGCUGAACCCAUUACCGUAUCUCUUCUUUGCAAUCUGUGACCCGCCACCCACCCAAACUCACAUGCAGGAUUUUUUCAUAUUCUGUCUCCAUCUCGUCAACCUUGCGCUGCAUCUCGGCUACGGCCUUGUCCUUCUCUUCCAGUAUCCUUGCCUGGUCCAGCUGGCUUUGUAGCAGAUCACCUUGGCAGGCAGCUGCAGGGCAGAAAGUGUUGGGCAAGGAGAAAGAGGAGACAAAUAUGUGUGGGAAGGAAAAGCACAGAGAGGACCUUCCAAGGCCUCUAGCUAAGUGGUGGAGCUCCAACUUCGCACACAAAAGCCCUCAAAGUCAAUUGCCGGCAUCUCCAGGUUGAGCUAGGAGAGAGCCCUGCCUGAAGCUCUGGAGAGCUGCUGCCAAUCAGUGAAGCAAUGCUGAGCUCGAUGGAUCAGUGCUCUGACUUGUUAUAAGGCCAUUUCUUACGUUCCUAAGGUGGCAGGCAACAAACAUCUCAGAACAGAGAACUAAGAAGUUCGUGGGGUGGCAUGUGAUGGGGCUUGAUAACAUCUAUUUUCUACUGCUUUUAAGUGGCCUUACACUCCAACUUCACCUGUAGCAAAAUGUGCCAGAAUCUAUUCCCUUAACGCAAGCUUAGUAGGGCUUGUAACAGAAUUAGGAAAACUGAUUUCCAUCUCAAGGUUUGGAGGGUUAAGAUUCAUCCUCACUCCACCUCCCUACCCCACACACAGAUUCCAGGUGCAAAAAGUGUGUGUGUGUGUUUGCAAAAGAAGAGUAUCACUUUUUAACUUGUUUUCCCCCAAGUCCUUAACUGAAAGAUGAACAUGGGCAAAGAACAGUUGCUACAACCAUACGUAUCCAUGUGUGAUCAUCUCCAAGGCCAAGGGUGUGUGUGUGUGUGUGUGUGUGUGUGUGUGUGUGUGUGUGUGCGCGCGCGAAAUACCAAGUUGUGCCUGCAAGUUCUGCGUCUCCGCUUCUAAACGAUGGAUCCGGGUAUUAGUCUGGUGCUGAAGCUGCUGGUACUUGCGGAUCAUCUCUGGAACACAAGAUAGGAGAAGAAAAUGACUGCCCCGUCCAACACCCUUGCCCUUCAUUAACAGGCCUAAGAUUUAUAGCCGGGAUGGAGGAACCUCCAGACAUUGUUGGAUUCCCACUUGCAUCAGCCCCAGUCAACAUGGCUAAUGGCUAAGGAAGAUGGGUGAUGAUGGGAAACCUCUUGCAGGGGGGAGGCAGGUUCUCCACACCUGAUUUGUAGCAUCAAGUCUAUCUGGUGUAACAGAAGGUAAACAGG
Zootoca vivipara (common lizard) is the source of this 3839-nucleotide messenger RNA. RefSeq names its product NHERF family PDZ scaffold protein 4 (gene NHERF4). The record is from RefSeq and is a predicted model, not a curated record. Gene Ontology annotation, molecular function: signaling receptor binding; protein-membrane adaptor activity. Gene Ontology annotation, cellular component: apical plasma membrane. NCBI's taxonomy places the organism in Eukaryota, Metazoa, Chordata, Lepidosauria, Squamata, Lacertidae. Gene Ontology annotation, biological process: protein localization to plasma membrane.